AUGGGCCACAAGAACAAGCGCAAUUGGGAUCCAGCCUUUGCCAAGCCUGACAGCAUCUUUGCCUGCCAGGUGCAUGGUCAGCAAGCUGACCAGCAGCAAAAAUAGAGUGCGCUCAGCAUGCUAUGUUUGCCAGCAAAGCUCAGUGGACAAGCAGGCAAGCCUUGAGGCAAUGCUGGAGAAGCAAAAUAGAGAGAUCCAGAGGCUUUGCAAGAGGCUGGGUCUGGAUGGCAGUGGGAGCAGUGCUAGUGUUGAGAUUUUGAGCAAGGUGAGUCUUUUGAGUCAAAAGAGGCAGAGAACAAAGCUGAUGCUCUUGUUUGCAGGAGCACACAGAAAGCUCAGCAGUGUGUGCUUCUCCUGUGGUGGACAUGGAAGUGGCAAGCAAGGUUCAAAAUGAUACAAGCAAUGUACCGACAGGCAAGGUAUCCAAUGUCAACAGGGCUGAGUAG
Molecule: messenger RNA, 446 nt
Organism: Ceraceosorus bombacis
Lineage: Eukaryota; Fungi; Basidiomycota; Exobasidiomycetes; Ceraceosorales; Ceraceosoraceae
Source: the annotation of a GenBank genome assembly